UAAAACAUAUGAAAAAAAGUAACAUCAAAUUUUUAAUAGCCUACGGACCAGGUAAUAAUACUUAGAACAACAACUAAGAGAAUAAUGUGACUAUAUUCAUAUUAUUCUUCACAAAAACGAAUUAUCGCUGAGAAGUUUGUCCUCACAGAGUCGCCGUAGCAGAGCGCUGCUCUCAAGAAAAAAUGCCAAAUCUUGGGAAAAUAGCCAAGGUGGUGCUGCCCAUGGCAGUGCCUGGAGCCCUUGGCCUGAUGUCUGUCACUGUUUUUGCUGCAAGCGAGGCCAAAGAAAAUAACACCACCCUGAUGACGGAUGAGCUUUCACUCUAUGACACACCUGAGUCCCAGCUGAGGUACGAGGAGCCCGAGGUCGGUCAUGUUGAGCAGGGUGUAGCAUCUCUGAGGAAGACAGUGGAGCCUUAUGUUUCAUGGUGUCAGGAGAAGACACAGUUUGCCAUGGAGAAAGUACAGUCUUACUACAAGACAGUUGAGCCUGGUGUGAAUACCACUCAAAGUCUUGUAAAAGAUAUGUAUGCGUUUUUGAAUGACCCUCCAUCUGAGUUCUUCCCCAGUGUGGGUGUUAUAGGAUUCUCUGGAAUUCUUGGACUUUAUUUAGCAAGAGGCAGCAGAGUCAAGAGGCUGAUGUUCCCCACUGGGCUGAUGGCUCUGAGCACUUCCAUGUUCUACCCACAGCAUGCCGCCUCUGUUGCCAGGACCACAAAACACUACAUAUUUUCCUGGGGUUCAGAAGGGCGAGUUGUUCUGGAGGAGCUGCUGAGAGGGAAAUCAUCUUCCAAGGAAAAAGUUGAGAAGACACAGAAAACAGACAGCCAAAAAUCAAGUUGAGACAAAGCAUUAAGUUUUAUGAGGAGUUCCUGCUUUGCACCUGGAUUCUGUUCUCUUAUCAAUGCACUGAUCAGUUUGGUAUUUGCUAUAUAUUAUUC
Messenger RNA from Onychostoma macrolepis, 940 nucleotides. It is a transcript of the gene apoob, whose product is annotated as apolipoprotein O, b. The coding region runs from base 183 to 842 and encodes 219 amino acids. The record is from RefSeq and is a predicted model, not a curated record. Gene Ontology annotation, biological process: cristae formation. The transcript has 9 exons. Gene Ontology annotation, cellular component: MICOS complex. Lineage: Eukaryota; Metazoa; Chordata; Actinopteri; Cypriniformes; Cyprinidae.